Messenger RNA from Acanthosepion pharaonis, 3459 nucleotides. NCBI's taxonomy places the organism in Eukaryota, Metazoa, Mollusca, Cephalopoda, Sepiida, Sepiidae. The record is from the annotation of a GenBank genome assembly.
AUGUCAAAUGCUACCAAGAUGCCUGAGCAGCAAGUUAACACUUCCUUAAAUCUUGUUUCAUUUGCAAACCGGGUGAUGUUUCACUUAAAAGUGAAAAAGUAUCUCACAUAUCAAUUGGCAAAUAGCAAGUAUGCAAAAAAGGUGAAUGUCUCCAGUCAACAAUCUGCGAGGUGGAUUCUGUCACUCUUUGCCGAUUUUGGUGGCAGCAAAGAUGAUAGAGAGAGACAGAAAUUGCUUGAUUAUGUGAGGCGUUCUGCCUCUCGGAAGUACGGCAAACGAGAGAAAGUGAGAGGGAAGAAACGGCAGGAUUUUCUUGAUUCUUUAUUUGAGUUGCCCAGCAAAGAGCUGGGGGAGAGAGAGAACCAGCACCCGUCCACUGAGGACAGCCGCACCCUCACAAAAAUCGAAGUUGAUACUGACCUUAAAACUAUGGCCAAAGUAAAAGGAUCUUAUUCUUUGCGUCGCCACAACCAAAGCUCUCUGGAGUUGAUGAUGGAGUGUGAAGAAGAUGAGUUGUCUCCCUGGCAGCUUGAAGCCUCACGUCGAGCACUCGAUGAUUAUGAAAAGGCAGUGCAGCGGAUCAAAGCGGUCAAAGCACGUCAAAUGAUACAACAGCAGAAGGCAACAGCUGCACCUCCCACUCCACCACCUUCCACAAGGAGUUCAUCCCCUGAUGUGAUCAUAGUAGGUGAAACCCCAGCUACACGCACACAAAACCAGAUAUCUCGAACAAGUGCAACACAAAUUAAGCCACAGCUCCAUAGCAGCCAAAUUCAAUCUUCAUCUGUGCCUACCUCAAUGAUAACUGCCAUCAACAACCCCCACACUGCUAAUGUGCCUGGUGGAAGUGUUCAGGAAUCACAAAGGAGAAUGGUGGAAUCAUCUGGUGUGAAAGCUCUAUCUCAACACCAGUCACAGCAACAGGAAGUUCUGCCUAAAGCCAUAUCUUCAAUCUUGGCCAACCACCAACAACAAUUGCAAUCAGAAAUUGCUAUUUCUCAGGGCCAGAAUGAAAAGAUUGUGACAGGUACAUAUGGCUAUGGUGUUAAAAGAGCUGAUGAAGGUGAUGUUACUUUUGCAAUUAAACGCCCAUCUGAUACAGAGUUGAUUUCAUCUCCACCUAAGAAGAAAGUCCAGCGUAAGACUUCUGCUGAUUCCUCUGCAGGGAACUGGGUACCAUUAGAUGAAUACUAUUAUGGAAAAAUGGAAGGAGACCCUAAUUAUUGGGAAGAUAAAGGCGAAUAUCGUUUUAAGUGUUGGUAUUGUUCGAAGAUGCUAUACAACAAUGUUCGCACCAUGAUGCAUAUGCAGGGUCACAUUGAUAGUGAAAAACAACAAAACUUGGAUCUCAGUGAUCUGACCCAGUGCAAACAUUGUUACAAACAAUUUGAUACACCAUUUGAGAUGCAAACUCACAUUGAAAAAGUACACAUGAAUAAUGCCAAUGUACUUUUGUGCCGCAUUUGUGAGAAGGACCAUGACAGCCGACAAGCUCUGACCAACCACAUGCGUCAAGUGCAUACUGCAUGUGAGAUGCCAUACAUUUGCCAAAUGUGUAACUUCCGUUCCUCCAUGUACAGUGAUGCAGUGGAUCAUUUCAAGAAAAAACAUGACAGCUCCCAAUUUAUUCUGUGCCUGUACUGCCUGAAGGUAUUCCGUGUCAAAUUUGUGGCCAAUGGCUGGGGACAGACUCAGAUGUAUUAUCACCAUCUGUUGAAGCAUCAGUCAAAGACCAACUCCCGCAAGUGCCCAAUUUGCAAGUUGACUUUCUUCAAUUCGAUAGAGGUGAAAACUCAUAGAAGGAAAGACCAUCAGUCCAACCAGAAAGGAGUCAUAGGUAUGAAUGCAAAAUACACAACCCCAGAUCAAGUAAUGAUCAAAGUACCAGAACCAGGGGUUGCACCCUGCAAGGAUAAAGGUGUAAAAUCCCUUAAUGCUCCUGCUCUUACUAAAGUGAUGGACUACCAUAGUAUGAAACUGCCAGAAUCAAUGGAAUCUCUCAAAUGUAUAGAAUGCAAGACAUCAAUGAAUACUGUGGGACAUUUCAGGAAAUAUAUUGAAUGUUCCAUGUGUCGAUUUGCUACAAGUUGCAGUACAGCCUAUGCUACUCACAUGAUGGGUUUCCACUCAGGUAGGCUGACCAAUGUCAGCAUUAACAUUCCCACUGAGAAACCAAUGGAGGAACCUAUGUACUGCUUGUGUGGAUUUGGUAGUAGUUUUGGAAACAGAAUAGCUAACCACAUGGUCUAUUGUAUAAAGAAGACUUGUUAUACUCAGAAACCUGAGGUGGACUGGAUUGAAGUGGAUGAAGUAGAUGAAGAACCAAACUAUGAUGAUCCUCGUCGUCGACCGGGGGCUUCCAUUCUGGACGUGCUAGGACUGGUGAAGAAGCAAACCUUGCUACCAGGCAUUUACAGGAGAUGUGGGCCUGCAUCAUACCCCCAGAGCACGCUGACAGUGGGUUCCCCAUUAAUGAAAAGCAUUGAGGCUGGUAGUAAAACCUUCACAGAUGAUAGCAAGAGUCCAGCUACUCCAUCUGAUGAUGACAGUCCAAAACCAUCUGACCAGGCCAUAACACAGGGAGGAGAUGCUACCAAGGAUGAAUCAACUCCUGCAGAAUCCAUGUCUGAGGAAGGAGAUGUUGAUGCAGAAUUUACCAAUUGGCGAAAAUUGUGUAUUGAAGAGUUUGAAUUGGAACCAGAGAAUAUCGAGAAACUCAUCAAUAGAGACAUUGCUGAAGAGUGGACUCCUGAAGAAUGGAACAAGCUCAAGAAGAACUGUGUCUCGUAUGGUUUCUGGUUUGCAAUUACAGACUACAUUUAUUCAUGUGAAGACUACACAUUUGUCAAGAUCCUGCCUAAGAUAUUUGAGAAUCUCUUCUUGGAUCCACCCGAGAACAUCUCCAACUUCCUGUCCCGUAUCCGCCGCAGGUUGAAGCGAGGUGGUGUCGACUGGAUAAAGGAGACUUUCUUGGAGCAUCACUCCAACAUUGGCCCCUUGUGUGAAAAGCUGUCCAUCGACACAGAUGUCCUGGAGGGACAUAAGGAAUCUACUGUUUCUGCAAACCAAAUAACCAAAGCGGUUGCAUUGGAAUUGCUCUACUACAAAAAACGAAAUCCACAAUACACCUACUCUGACCUUUCUGUAUGGAUUUUGAACAUUUUCUUGCUGCAGACACCUCCAAAUCCAAGAGAUCUUCGUUUCCAGCUGGAAGGUAUUCACCGUUUAAAGAAUAAGCUGCGUGGUCACAAAGUGGAAGUGCUAAAACUUUUAAAGGAGCCAUUUGAGCCUGUUGAGUCGAGGGAAAUUGAAUCAACUCUGGUAGAAGAUGAAGAUCUGGAAGACUCGAGGGCCAAUGAAUCUCCAGCUAUGUCUGACUCGGUAGAAGACAGUAUCAAUUCUGUUUCAACUGAUAAAAAAGACACCAGAGAUCUCCUUUAUGAAAAGACUUCACUCUGA